Ipomoea nil (Japanese morning glory) is the source of this 441-nucleotide messenger RNA. RefSeq lists its product as uncharacterized. NCBI's taxonomy places the organism in Eukaryota, Viridiplantae, Streptophyta, Magnoliopsida, Solanales, Convolvulaceae. The record is from RefSeq and is a predicted model, not a curated record. The coding region runs from base 49 to 402 and encodes 117 amino acids. The transcript has 4 exons.
UUUAUACGAGAAAGAUUUUGGUAUUUUCAAUUCUAUUCCGGUGUCAUUAUGUCUGAAAGGGAGAGAGUGUAUCCUAAGAUAAAGGUUAAGGUUGAUCAUGAGGGUGUUAAUGCAGAAAUGGGUUGCCAACUCUCACCACCUGCAACCUUAAAUUUCAAAACCUCUCAUGCUCUCCAGCUUCACCAUGGUAGAAAUAGGAAUAUAAAAAAUGGAAAGGACAUUAAUCAAGAGAAGAACAAAACUUCAAAUUCACAACGGCCUAAUAAUAUAUUUUUUCGUCCUCGAGCAGUCUUAUCUAGCCCUGAUAACGAUAUGAUCAUUGGGAAUAGGAAGAAGUUGACUUGUAACAAUCAAGCUAGCAACAAACCUACAGCUUCAUGGGAGGAGAAAACCUCACAAUGAUCCAAUACUCCAUUUUCUUUUUUUAAUUAAAAGUCUUUG